AUGGAGCAUGGAAAACUAAUUCUACACUUGAAAUCUUUGGUCCUAGUGUCUGAACUAAGAAUUUGGUUAUUGGGAGAGAACUGGGAUGAAAAAAGCUCAUUUGGAAAUUUACUCUUGGAAAGAACAGCUUUUGACGAAAGUGAAAUUCCUCCAUGGCUUCAGCAGUGUCCUGAGAGAGCCAGAGGAUGCUUUGAGACUCAACGCAUAUCUGUGAUCAUCACACCAAAUCUCUUUGACAGACAGGUUCCUGAAGCCCAAAAUUCUCAGGCACUGAAAUGUUGUGAGGAAAUGUCUGCUCCAGGUCCACACGUGCUUCUGCUGAUACAGCAUCCAGAGCUCACUGAGAAGAACAGAUAUAUGUUGGAGUUUAUGAAUAACUUGUCAGAAGAUACCAUAAAACAUACUAUAGUUUUGUUGAUGAGCCAGAUGAAAUUCAGCAGUGCUAAGGAGAAUGAAGCUAUUCAGAGCUUAAACAGAGAAGGAUGGAUGUACUACGAAUUAAAAAACAAAGGCAGAAAUUCUAUGGUUGAGUUAUUUCAGAAAAUCAAGACCUUGGAGACAGUGGAAAAGGGAAAGCAUCUCACCCUGGAAACUUACAAGUCACUACCAGAUAUGCCAUCAAUAUCAUUUGAACAGCCACAUUAUGAGACUAAAAAGAUGGAAACAGCAGAACAAAGAGGAAAAGGACCUAAGACCACACAAAAAUGGUUUUCAUUUAUGAAACCCUCAUCGCAUCAGAGCGCAACAGAUGCAGACAUGCAAAUCGAAUUCUUUCAAAAUCUCAAUCUGGUGAUGUUUGGAAGGAGCAGCGCUGACAAGACUUUUACAGCAAAUACAAUACUGCCAGGGGUGUUUAAAUCUGAAACCAUCCAUGAAUGUGUGAAGAGAGAAGGUGUAUGCUACACAUCUUCUUCUGGAUAUAAGGUCACCUUGGUUGAAAUGCCGGAGCUAUAUAAUACGUCUCUCUCUCAGAAGGAUGUGCUGCGUGAGACAUACUGUGCUCUGUCUCUAUGUUCAUUUAACAUAAACACAUUUCUUCUGGUCCUUCCUAUCAGUCCUCUCAGUGAUGAUGAUAAAGGAGAAAUCGAUGUACUCAGUGGCAUAUUUGACACAGCAGAUGGAAAGUUCUGGGAUCAUCUAAUGAUCUUGUUCAUAUGGCAGGGUAACAGGAUGGACAAAGUCAUCAGUGAUUUCAUACAUGGAAACAGAGAUAUUCAACAAAUUGUUCAGAAAUGUGGGAACAAAUACUACACACUUAGUAGUGAGCAAAGACUUGACAGUGAGCAGCUCUCAGAACUGCUCGUUAUGAUUACUAGGAGGAAUUCUAGCUACUCAUCUGCUAUAUAUCAGGAAGCACAGAUGGAGAAGAUGAUUCAGCUGGAGGGCAGAAUUAAGGAAAUGGAGGAAGAAAACAGAGAGUUAAAAAUGAUCAAACAAACAGCUGAAAAUGAGAGGCAGAUAACAAGAGCAAACUGUGUAAGGAUUGUACUUGUUGGGAAAACUGGAAGUGGGAAAAGUGCUACAGGGAACACUAUUCUCAACAAAGAAGUCUUUAAAUCAUGUUGCAGUAUGAAAUCAGUGACAUCUUCGUGUCAGAAGGAAGAGGGGUUUGUUAAUGGAACUCCAGUAGCUGUUGUUGAUACUCCAGGCCUAUUUGACAAACAUGUCCCAAAUGAUGUGGUGAAGGAAGAGAUUCUGAAGUGCAUCGGUCUCCUCUCUCCAGGACCUCACGUGUUCCUGCUGGUGAUUGGAAUCGGAAGAUUCACAGAGGAAGAAACAAAAACUCUAAAUAUAAUCAAGGAAACCUUUGGAAAAAAUGCUGAGAUGUUCAGCAUUAUAAUAUUCACACAUGGUGAUAUGCUAAAAUCUCAGACAUUUGAGAGUUACCUGGAAGAGGCUGAUUUAGAUAUGAAGAUGUUAAUCAGAGAUUGUGGAGGAAGAUGUCAUGUGAUUGACAACACAAAGCAAGAUGAUUCUCAACAAGUCAGUGACUUACUGGAAAAAAUCAACAGAAUGGUUGCAAAGAAUGGAGAAGGAUGUUACACCAAUGAGAUGUUCAAAGAAGCCGAAGCUGCCAUAAAACAGGAAACAGAAAGAAUAUUGAAAGACAAAGAGAAGGAAAUGGAGAGAGAGAGAAAAUGUUUGCAUGAAAAAUACAUGCAGGAGAUUGCUAAAAUGGAGAGGAAAAUGAAUGAUGAGAGAGAACAAAUGGAGACAGUUAGGAAGAAACGAGAGGAAGUACUCAGACUGAAGGAAGAGUUUUUGCAAAAUGAACUUAAGAGAAGAGAUGAACAAGAACAGAAGGAGAAGAAAGAAAGACAAGGAGCCGAAGAGCAAAGAAGAAUCGAAGAGGAGAGGACACAGAAUCAAUGGGAAAAGGAACGGCAAGAAAUAGAAGCAAAACGAAUAAAAUUAGAGAAUGAUCAAAAAAAGAGAGACCAGGAAUAUAGAGAGAAGUAUGAGAAAGAGAGGAGCGAAAUGGAGGAACUUCACAAAAAGAGACUGAAGAGAGAACAUGAGGAGAAAUACCAGAAAAAACUGAAAGAGGAGAGGAGUGAAUGGGAGCUGAAAGAAAAGAAAAUGAUAGAAGAAUUUGAAUUGGAAAAAAGAAAAAGAGAAGAAAAAGAAAAUGAGAGGAUCAAAAAGGAACAUGAAGAAAGAGAGAAAAUAGAGAGAGAGUAUGAGAACAGUAAACUAGAGAUGAGAAAACAAAAAGAAAAAUGGGAAACAACAUGGAAGGAGGAGUGGCAGAAACGAGUGAGAGAGGAGGAGAAGAGAAGGGAAGAAGAGAAAGAGAAACUGAAAAAGCUUGAAGAGGCAUUUGAACAAGAGCGUAAAGAGGAGGAGGAGAAGAGAAAGAGAGAAGAUAAAGCCAGACGAGAACAGGAGGAGAAAGAACGAAAAGAGAUGGAGAAAGAGUAUAAAAAGAAAUUAAAAGAAAUGAAGAGAAAGUUUGAAGAUGACGCUAGAAAACAAGCAGAAGAAUUCAAUGAAUUCAGAGAGAAAUAUAGGAUAGACUUUCAUGCUCUCAUGUUACAGCAUGAGUUAGAGGUGCUGAAGCUGAAGUUAAAGCAUGAAAAAGAGUGCCUUGAGAAUCAAAAACAGUACAGUGUACUGAGUAAACUCUCAUAUCAAAAAGACAAAAAUCUGAAUGAACAAAUGAAAGAAAUGGAAGAAAAACACCAAAGAGAGAUUGAUGAGCUGAAGAAGAAGUAUGAGGAUAAAUGUGUUUUACUGUAAGAUAGUGAGGCUAGGGACUUCCGGCGGCAAGAUGAGGAGGUAGUCGCGUUUCGUUUGCGCUCUCACAUAAUUUCAUUUUAUUUACACUAAAAUACGAUCAAGUAUACUUUGAAAUACUACCCUGGAUCUCUAUUAACCGAUCUAUUAUAAAAUGACAAAGCAAAAACGUGAAAAAAUCGACGACAAGACAGACACGGCUUGACAGUCCCAACCUAAAGCAAGCUAGCAUGGAGGCCGCUGCUAGCAACCGCGCGGAGCUAUCUUUGACACCAGAAGACAAUACACUUCUUCAGCUGGUUCAAUCUGAACUAACAUCCUCUCACAGUCAGAUGUCAGACACCAUCAAAACAGAGAUGGCGAGCUUCCGCUCAGAGAUUGGAUUGAUUGUCAAAAACUUUCGAUCGGAGGUCAAAACCAAAAUGGAUGCUUUUACAACUGGAGAUAACGGGGCAAAUCUAUUCCAUUCAGACUAAGCAAACCAUUAUGUCUGAUACUAUGGAGAAUAUGGAAACAACCCUCAAUUCCCAUCACGACUCGCUAGAAGCAAUGGUAACCACAGUCUCAACGUUGAAAGAUCAAAUUCUGAAGUUGCAAGAGCAACAACAAGACCUCAAGAAUAGGAUUCGUUGCCAAAACCUGCGGAUAAUUGGCAUACCUGAAGAUGCGGAGAAUGGCUGGCCUACUGACUUGAUGUCUGGCUUCUUCUCAGAGGUGCUAGGUGAAGAUCUGCCUGAUCUUCAAUCAGUGGUGUUAGAUUGCGCUCAUCGUGCCCUCGCUCCAAAGCCUCAACAGGCACAGAGCAAUGAUUGUUUGUCUGAACUACUUCUCUGAUAAGGCCAAAAUUCUCCAAGCCUCCAGGAAACAAGGUGAGCUUACAUUUCGCAGUUCAUGUGUCCAUAUUUCCCAGAUAUGAGUGCCGAACUGAGCCGUAGAAGAGCUGCCUUUAAAGCCCGGGUAUACUUCACUUUCCACGCCCGGACGCGUCACGUGCGCGGACGGGGUGUGCGGCCGGCCACAAGCCCUCCGCAUGAUGAAAAUUACGUCAUGCGGAUGGUGCACGAACGCGGACGGCUGAAGUAUACCCGGAACUUAACUCCGUGAAACUUUUUUUGGAUUUCCUAUGGCAUCCACCAUCCGGCAGAUUUACGGUUCACUUAUGACAACACUAGACUUUCUUUUAAGUCACCAUCGGAGGCGGAGGCUUACUUCGAGCAACACAUUAAACCAAAAAUGGAUGCAUGUGUUUCUGAAUAGUUUUUCAGGACUCCUCGAUGUUUGAUACAGCGUGUUCGGUGCUAUGCGGGACAUAGCAGUGCCUGUCCACUUUAUGGACCUUUUUGUUAAACUGGACAUUAUAUUCGUACUGUCAUUGAGCACUACAUUUUUAUUAUCAUUUAUUAUUAUUAGUACUGUCAUUAUUAUGAAUUUUUUUAUUUUUAUUUUUUUUUACCUCGACAUUGGGGACACCUACUGGUUAAAGACUAGAUUGUCUUAUGAAACUCUUUUCAACACGAUAAAAAACAAUUGUGUGCUAAAGAAUAUUUUGUAUGUUGAGCGUUUACAAGAAGUCCAAUGCGUUUGGGAACGUUGAAGGUUAGUUACAUGUGGGAUGUAUUUUUGCUGCUUGUUUGGGGAGCUGCAUGGUGGGUGGGUUGGGGGUCAAGGUGUUUGUUCAACAUUCAAAUUUGUUCAUGUACACAUGUGCUAUUGUGUACAAUUGAUAGGUAAAUUUCAGAAGGAGGUUGACUCGUCAGUUUUUGUCCAUUAAACAAUGCUAUAAAACCUAAAAACAAAAAAAAGAUAGUGAGGCUAAGCGAAUGCACACCUGUAGAGGUGCAAGUUGAGGGAAAAAAAAUAUUAUUGAAGGAGAACAACUGAACACUCACUUAAGCAUAGGCUUUUUAUUUACCAACGUUUCGGAUAGUAGCCUUUGUCAAGGUAUAGUUUCACAAAAUGGAGAAUAGUAUAAAUAAAGGGGAUAAUUGUACACAGAGUGGUGACAUCCAAAUCAUCCAAUAAUUAAUAAUCACUACGUUAUCUACAUAGCACAGCUGAUUGGUUGCUGCUGUAUUAGUUGUUUGUUGUUAACAGUCUGCAGAGUGCUUUCAGAAAACAUCUGAAAUCAGCAAGGAUUUGCAGUUCACAUGUAAAGUCUUUCUUUCUUUAAUAAAAAAUGACUAGAGAUUAGAUACAAGAUUUUAUUUUCUUCUAAAGUUAACAUUGUUUUAUUAUACAGAAUUUACAGUAUAGUAGUCUGUUUAAGGUCAAGUUUGUAAAACAUACUGACUCUUUCUAUAGCGUAAUGAUUAUAUAUUUUCACUUUGUCAUGGUAAUGAUGCUGCCUCAGAUAACUAUCUUAAUGUAUUUUAAAUAAACAUUCAAUUUCCUUUAAAUAAUAUGUUU
Molecule: messenger RNA, 5643 nt
Organism: Megalobrama amblycephala (Wuchang bream)
Lineage: Eukaryota; Metazoa; Chordata; Actinopteri; Cypriniformes; Xenocyprididae
Product: GTPase IMAP family member 8-like
Exons: 5
Coding region: 1-3240 (1079 amino acids)
Molecular function (GO): GTP binding
Source: RefSeq, a predicted model, not a curated record